Molecule: messenger RNA, 506 nt
Organism: Drosophila arizonae
Lineage: Eukaryota; Metazoa; Arthropoda; Insecta; Diptera; Drosophilidae
Biological process (GO): defense response to bacterium
Cellular component (GO): extracellular region
Source: RefSeq, a predicted model, not a curated record
CAUGGCUCAAUUCAUCAUUUUACAGUCAAAGCUUCAAGAUGAAACAAAAUCUCAGUUUGCUGCUGCUGCUUGGCUUCUUUGCCUGUGCCUGGGCAUAUCCCAAUCCGGAUUCACUUUCACUUGCCGCAGUCGAUCAGCUGGACUUGAAUGAGCUAGAGAACUCAUUCGUUAAAUCACAGAUGGAAUGGCAGCCCAAUGAGCAGGAUCUGCUGCUGCUGGAGGAGCAGGAGGAGGCGGAGCCGGAGCAACUGGUGCGCUUGCGCCGCCAGCUGAAUGUCCAGGGCGGCGGCAGUCCACGUCAAGGCUUCGACUUGAGCAUCAAUGGACGUGCCCCGGUUUGGCAGAGUCCCAAUGGACGCCAUUCGCUGGAUGCCACGGGUCAGUACUCACAGCAUCUGGGCGGACCCUAUGGCAAUAGCAGACCCAACUGGGGCGCCGGUGCGAUGUACACUUUCCGCUUCUAAAUGGGCAUCUUCAAUGAGAUUUUUAAUUUAAUUUAUUAAGUA